AGCAACAGCUGGAUCAAGUAAAACACGAGGAAAAUUGCUUCCAUCCCUAGGGGGAGGGAGAAAGAUUUGUUUUUGUCAGCCCAGAGCUGUGUGGGACCAACUUCAGGCGUUCAAACUUUGAUGUCAGAGUCAGGGAGGGCUCAGAAGGGAGGGGAAGGAGGAGAGGGAUCUGCAGAAAGUGAGGCAAGGAGGUGGGGAGCUGGAGGAGGAGUAAUCCUGCAGAAUCUGAGCUGCUGUGCUCAGCUCUGGGGAUGUAAAUUGAUGAGGUCAUAGUGUUUGCCACUUACAGAAAAGAAAGUUUUAAAGGGGAAAAAAAAAAAGAAAGUCUUCAAGUUGUUUUUCGAGAGAGGCGAAAACUCCGAGAAGCCGAAGGAAUGGAGCAACUUGUGAAACUCCUCCUGUGGCAGAUUUUGCUUCAGCAAAGUUCUGUGUGCUCAUAUUCAGUCCCAGCCGACGCCUCCAACCCCUCCAGCGUGGUGGUGUCAGUGCAGAACAUCAGUGCCGUGCUGGGCUCCCAGGCCGUGCUGCCCUGCAAGAGCCACCGCAUGGUGUGGACGCAGGACCGGCUCAAGGACCGGCAGCGCGUGGUGCACUGGGACCUGCUCAGCUCCUACUACGGGGACAGCAGGAUGGAGAGGCUCUGUGACAUGUACUCGGCUGGGGAGCAGCGUGUCUACAGCUCCUACAACCGCGGCAGGAUCCUCAUGCCCCAGAACGCCUUUGCAGAUGGCAAUUUUUCAUUGGUGAUUAAAGGUUUGCAGGGGGCUCCAAGAGAGCCAUCUCAGGUGUGCCUGGCUGUCCUUGACACCUGGAACUCAGGAUUCCAGGGCGAGCCGGGCAGCGAGUACUGGGACGGCGAGAAGCCGGUGCUGGUGGCGCCGCAGGGCAGCACGGUGACCCUGCCGUGCGUGAACCGGCAGCACGUCUGGACGGAGCGGCACAGCGAGGAGGAGCAGCAGGUGGUGCACUGGGACCGGCAGGCGCCCGGGGUGCCGCAGGACCGCGCCGACCGCCUGGUGGACCUGUACGCGUCGGGCGAGCGCCGCUCCUACGGGCCGCAGUUCGUGCGGCAGAAGAUGAACGUGAGCCGCCGCGCCUUCGCCCUCGGCGACUUCUCGCUGCGCAUCGCGCAGCUGGAGAGCGCCGACGAAGGGACCUACUCGUGCCACCUGCACCACCACUACUGCGGGCUGCACGAGCGCAGGAUCUACCGGGUGACCGUCACCGAGCCGCGCAGCGAGAGCGGGGCGGGGAACGGCACCGGCAGCCGCGCGCCGCCCGCGGAUCCCAACGUGGUCAGGGGCCACAAUGUCAUCAAUGUCAUCAUCCCUGAGAGCAGGCUGCACUUUUUCCAGCAGCUGGGAUACAUCCUGGCCACUCUGCUGCUCUUCCUCAUCCUCCUCAUCAUCGUGGUCCUGGUCACACGCAGGCGCCGGCAGAGAGCAGAUCCCAACGUGGUCAGGGGCCACAAUGUCAUCAAUGUCAUCAUCCCUGAGAGCAGGCUGCACUUUUUCCAGCAGCUGGGAUACAUCCUGGCCACUCUGCUGCUCUUCCUCAUCCUCCUCAUCAUCGUGGUCCUGGUCACACGCAGGCGCCGGCAGAGAGGUUAUGAGUACAACGUGAAGAAAUAUGGAGAGAAGGAUGUGAAUCUUAAAGAAUUUACAGUGGACACGACAGAUCUGAGCCCACACAAGAGUGAAGACAUCAGGCUGGAUUACAAAAACAACAUCCUGAAGGAGAAAGCUGAGCAAGCCAGAAGCUUCCCAGCAAAGAACAUUGAUUUAGACAAAGAUUUCAGGAAGGAAUACUGUAAAUGAAGACACUCCCAAGCUGCUGGCUGGACCAGAAGCUUCCAUCAGAGAUAGAUAACAUGGAAGAGAGAUGCUUUUUCUUAAUUCCAUCUCCCUCCAGUUCCCAUAGAAUUUUUUCCACAUCCACUUUUCCCUCACACAAGGGUGCAAAUGCUUCAUGAAAGAGUUAAACUGUCUUGUGUGCAUUUAUGGGGUUGGGUUGGCUUUUCUUCCUCUGUUCUCCCAACCCUCCCUUUCCCCUUUUCUUUCUUGACAAUUAUUGUUGGAUUUUAUGCAUCAAUGAUUUUUAUGAGCUGAAUCAGCAGAGGUUUUGCUUUGAUGUUAUUGCUUUAAAUAAAACCACCUGCAUCACUAAUCCUGAGCCAUCAUUCCACCAGGCAUUUUUCCAUGUAGUGAAUCCAUCAGGAUAACAAUGGCAAAGGCUGAUCCCUGUCCUAGGCUGGCCUAAAUCAUCUUG
Molecule: messenger RNA, 2268 nt
Organism: Ficedula albicollis (Collared flycatcher)
Lineage: Eukaryota; Metazoa; Chordata; Aves; Passeriformes; Muscicapidae
Gene: MXRA8
Product: matrix-remodelling associated 8
Exons: 11
Coding region: 375-1817 (480 amino acids)
Biological process (GO): cell adhesion; establishment of glial blood-brain barrier
Cellular component (GO): membrane; cell surface
Source: RefSeq, a predicted model, not a curated record